This is a messenger RNA of Plasmodium adleri (nom. inval.), 2034 nucleotides long. Its product is annotated as cdc2-related protein kinase 1. Bases 1 to 2034 code for a protein of 677 amino acids. The transcript has a single exon. NCBI's taxonomy places the organism in Eukaryota, Apicomplexa, Aconoidasida, Haemosporida, Plasmodiidae. Gene Ontology annotation, molecular function: ATP binding; cyclin-dependent protein serine/threonine kinase activity. Gene Ontology annotation, cellular component: nucleus. Gene Ontology annotation, biological process: regulation of mitotic cell cycle; protein phosphorylation. The record is from RefSeq and is a predicted model, not a curated record.
AUGGGGAAAGGGCAUGAUGUAAAGAAGGAAAGAGGCAAGAAGGAUGAAGAUAAAAACAAUGAGUAUCAUCCUUAUCGUCGUGAUAAUAAAUCUUUUAAUUCAAAAAAUUAUAAAAUGAAAUAUAAGCAUUCUUAUAAUUCCUCAGAUGAAUAUAAAAAAUAUGAUUCAUAUGAUACGUAUAAUUCAUAUGAUACAUAUAAUUCUUAUAAAUCACGUGAAGAACAUAAAAAUAACAAACAUAUUUCCAUCAAGCCAGUAAACAAAAAAAAAUAUAUACAUUCCCCAUCUCCCAAAAGAACAAAAAAAAAUUAUGAUGAAUUAAGUGAUUAUAAUAAAUAUAAAAAAUACUCUAGCUCCAAAACGGAUAAAAAAAAAAAUUCUUAUUAUAAGGAACAAUCAAAUAAAUAUAAAGGGAAAAGAAAAUAUGAUGAAAGCUCACCAGAAAUAUACGAUAAAAAAAGAAAAAUAAAAAAUAAAAAAUAUGAUUAUGAACAAGAGGAAGAAAAAUAUAAUAGGCAUGAUGAACGAAGGGAUAGUAGCUAUUAUACUUCAAAUUAUUCUGAGGAUUCAUCAAAAAGAGAUGGGGAAAAAAAAGAAAAGGAAGAUUUAUAUAUCUCAAAAAGGGAUUUUAGUGAAAAAAAAAAGUCCCAUAAGGGUGAACAUAAUAAUAACAAUCAUUAUAAGGAUCAAAAGAGUAAUCAUGAUUAUUAUAAGGAUAAACACAACAAUAAAAAUCAUCAUACGGAUCAAAACAAUAUUAAUAUUUGUGAUCAAAUAAAUGUUUUUGCUGAGAAAAACAAAACAGAUAAUCUUAUUAAUGAAGAAAAAUAUACCGUAAAGGAACAUUUAAUAUAUGAAGAUGAAAAAAAUGUUUCAUGUGAGAGUAAUAAAGAUUCUGGUAGUGAAGAUAGCGCAAUUUUAAAUGAUUAUUCCUCUGAUGAAGAAAAAAAUAAAAUCGACUGUAUCUUAAAUGGUUGUAGGAAUGUUAAAAAUUAUAAAAAGUUAAAUAAAAUAAGUGAAGGUACAUAUGGAGCAGUAUAUAGAGCACAAAAUAAAAAAACGAAAAAGAUCGUUGCUUUGAAAAAACUAAAAAAUUUUUCUAGUAUGCAUAAUGAAGGAUUUGCUAUGACUUCUUUAAGAGAAAUAAAUAUAUUAUUACAAUUACAACAUGAUAAUAUUUUAUCCAUUAAAGAAGUUGUUUUUGGAAAACAUUUAAAUGAUAUAUAUUUAGUUAUGGAAUAUAUAGAACAUGAACUUAAAAUGGUACUUGAUAAUAAAUCUCCAAGUUUUACUAUAUCUGAAUUGAAAUGUUUAUUAAGACAAUUACUUAAUGGAAUUAAUUAUUUACAUAGCAAUUGGGUUAUGCAUAGAGAUUUAAAACCAACUAAUUUAUUAUACAGUAAUAAAGGAAUAUUAAAAAUUUGUGAUUUUGGUAUGGCUAGAAAAUUUGGACAUGUAACUAAUCAUAAUUUUACAAAAAAUGUAGUUACUUUAUGGUAUCGAGCACCUGAAUUGUUAUUAGGUGAACAAUGUUAUACUAAUAAAAUUGAUAUUUGGAGUGUUGGAUGUAUUUUUGCGGAAAUGAUAUUAAAAAAACCAUUAUUUAUUGGAGAAAACGAAAUUGAUCAACUUUUUAAAAUCUUAUGUCUUUUAGGAUUACCAGAUAAGGAAUCCUAUCCUGAAUUUUAUGAAUAUCCUUUUAUAUCCAAAAAUAAAGAACUCUUUAAAAAAAAAAAAAUUAAAAUGAAUGUUAAUAAUUUACGUUCACACUUCCCAAAUAUAGCCAACCAAUUUUCAGGUCUAUACUUAUCUGAUAUUGGUCUAGAUUUAUUACAAAAAAUGCUACAUUAUAAUCCUCAAUGCAGAAUAUCAGCACAGGAAGCAUUAAACCAUCCUUACUUUAAUGAAUUCCCAAAACCUUUGGACAUUAAAGAUAUGCCAAUUGUACCUGAUUCAAAUAAAUUUAUCCGAUCCAAUAAAAUGGCUAACCACUUUAAAUUAAAUAGCCAAAAUAAUAUACAAUUCCAUUCAUGA